Tuber aestivum (summer truffle) is the source of this 2122-nucleotide messenger RNA. The record is from the annotation of a GenBank genome assembly. Lineage: Eukaryota; Fungi; Ascomycota; Pezizomycetes; Pezizales; Tuberaceae.
ACAAGGGUAUAUAACAAAAGCAACCACUAGAAAUGGCAUGAGGAUCUGGCAUCGGACUUGGUUCUUGAGGGAUAUCUUGAGCUCAACCCUGAACCCUCUCUACAAUAUAGGCAGCAUAGGCGACCUCCUCCUGGAGUAAGAUCCAAGCCUCUUAGAAAUACAACCCAGAGUCGACAGAAUGGGUACAUUUCUAAGCACUACCGGCUUCCAGCUUGCCGUAAACAGAGUAGCAAUCAUGUAGUAGAACGAAUUCCUCGGCAGAAACUCUGUCUUUUACCAUUUUCUCCAAUCUCCACAUAUUUCUCCUGACCUUCGCACUUCCUUUUUACAUUAUCCCCAAGCCCCCCAACAGUCUAAAAUCCACCACAGUUUUUUUCAAUGUCAAUUCUGCAAACUUCCCCUUUGUAAAGCCUUUUGCUUUGAUUUCUUUCAUAAAAGCUAAUUCUAUUCUUCUAAGUAUAAUCUCUUUUGUCAUACUAUUGGUAAGUCAGAGGAGGUAGUUUCCGCCAGGUGGGGUUUCCGUAACUUUUGUAUUGGUCCGUGCUUACCACCCACCCCCUUUGUUCAAUUCGAAUUAUCUACAUCAGAACCACCUAUUUCUAUAGGACUUUCAGCGGUAGACCCUUCAGAAUUGGUCUCCGAAGCUGAAUUCUCUGCCUUAACCCCCCCAGCCAGCUUUGACUCGGCGCAUUCAUAGCACCUGUACACAAGCAUUGUGCAAGUCCUUUUCACUGUGUAUGUGAACCACGGUGCUGAGGAUCACAGAAUUGAAGAGAGUAAAGAAAACGGAUCAGAAUUGAAUACGUGGUGUCCAAAUAUAUCGAGGAGGUUGGGUGGCAUACAUUGGUUGUAUGGAACAUACGGAAACCCCCCCUGGCGGAAACUCCCCCCUCCGACUUACCUUGAAGUAGUUGCAGGCGCGGGGGAAUGGGAAACAGGAUUAAUCCUCAAACUGGUAUAGCUGUCGAUGUAGCGUGGUUGCUAUCCAGCACUAAUAAAACUCAGAUCGCGCUAAAAGGGCCUGAAAUCCCGGACGAAGCGAGGGAUUGGACCACACCUGUGCCGGUAUCCGAAAGCUUCUGCCGCCUGGCUUACGGUUUGUUAUUUAAAAGGAAAUGGUUCACCCAAACACCCCAAUCGAACAAUCUACGACUCUCCAAAAUGCCCCUCCCCAUUCCCCUCAACAUUCCGAAAUGGUUCCCCCGCCCCCUUCCCCCUCAGUCUUUCUGGGCUAAUUGACUUACUGGUUGCACAGGGUCCAGGAGAACUCCCAUCUCCUUCGGCCGCCCAUAAACAACUACUGUGUCUACGACGAGCACAUGACGGUGAUGGUACAGUGCACAUCCCCAAUCCAUCCUCCCUCAAAAUUGACAAACGGCGAAAAGAUCGUCGGGGGCCCCAAUGCCCGGAAUGACUACCACAUCAACGAAACGCCAGAGUGGUUCUUCCAGUACAAGGGCGACAUGCUGCUCAGGGUGGUUGAGGACGGCGGCAAAUUCAGGGACAUACGCAUCGGAGAGGGGGAACUGUUUUUGCUUCCCCGUAAGACGCUCCCAUGCCACCGCUUCCCCAUCGUGCAUCCUGCUAACGGGUGGUGGCAUAACGGCUAGCGAAUGUCCCGCAUAAUCCCGUUAGAUUCGCCGAUACCGUAUCGCAUUCCCUAAGAGCCUACUCGUACAAACAUUGCACAGGAAGUGGGCUAAUGGCUGGGGUGAUAGGUUGGCAUAGUGAUUGAGCUGAAGAGACCGCCACAGAGCCUCGAUCGUCUGCGUUGGUAUUGCCCGGACUGUAAGAGUGUGGUGCACGAGGCGGCCUUUCACUGCACGGAUUUGGGCGUUCAGAUCAAGGAAGCUGUCAAUAGGUUUAAGGAGUCGGAGGGGUUGAGGAGGUGUGCCAAAUGUGGGGGCAUGGCGACGGCGGCGUCGGCUGCUGUUAGGGAUACCUGACUGGGAGAGGUUUGGGUUGGCUAGCUAGCUUGGGUUUGAUGGGAGGGAGAGAAGGGGAUAUUAGUGAACGUGAAUGUGAAUAGGAAUUGGGAUUGGGAGUGGAUUUCGGUUUGGCCUUGUGGCUACUAUCAUACCAUCAUACACAAUAUGAUAACAUUAUAUAUGGAGGGUUAAUU